AUGGAGUCUAACGGUGUUGUUAAUGGUGGUAGUGGUGGUGGUAGUGUUGGGUUCAUAGGCUUGGAUGAGUUGAGCUUGGACAUGGUUGCUUCACUUCUUUGCUCAGGCUACAAAGUCCAAGCUUUUGAGGCAGUGGUGGCUAUAGAAUUUGAUAAGCAUGAGCAAGAUUUACUUGAACAUAUAGUACUCGAAUUUAAAGAGCAAGAUUUACUUGAACAUGUAGUACUUGAAGUUAAAGAGUUUCUGAAUGGAUUUGAUGUUAGAAAAUGA
Molecule: messenger RNA, 270 nt
Organism: Dovyalis caffra
Lineage: Eukaryota; Viridiplantae; Streptophyta; Magnoliopsida; Malpighiales; Salicaceae
Source: the annotation of a GenBank genome assembly